Molecule: messenger RNA, 1662 nt
Organism: Closterium sp. NIES-65
Lineage: Eukaryota; Viridiplantae; Streptophyta; Zygnematophyceae; Desmidiales; Closteriaceae
Source: the annotation of a GenBank genome assembly
AUGGAGACGAUUGUUGCCGCCCUAUGUCACACGCUGGUCUCUCAAGCGUCGGCAGCCAUGACGCACUUCCCCACCGCCGCUGCCGGGGCCAAUGAAAACCCGGCACAUCAGCAUCCUGCCACUGAUCCAGCGAUCAAGCUUGAUCCAACGGUUCACAUUGAUCCAGCAGUGCACGUGGAUCUCGUAUGUCUGUUCGACGGCCUGCCCACGUGGCUGCUGGCAACAGCUCGCAACCCCAACCGGAUAGCUUAUCAUGACUCAGCGCCAGUGUCAGCCGCAUGGGAGGGAAGCAUUCCCGUCCCCCCUGCCCUCCGCUCAUCGGAUCGCGGCAUUCGGCGUCGCAUUCUCUCUGCCCAAUCAGCAGCUGCCACGUGUCCCCCCGCAGCCAGGCCAGAGGCUGUGGUGGUGGUGUUUGGGAGGGGCGUGCGGGGGAGUGUGGCGGCGAUGGUGGUGAGGGACAUGGGGGGAGAGAGAGUGGUGGGGAGGGGCAUGGGGGAGAAAGGGAGGGAGAGUGUGGGGCGGAUGGUGGAAGUGGGUAUGGGGGAGGAGAGUGUGAGGGAGAGUGGAGGGAUUGCGGUUGAAAGAGAAAGAGUAUGUGGUAUGAUCAGUGGGGAAAACGGAGGGGAGAGAGAGGAGAUCAUGGAGGAGGGGGGCACGGUGGGUGGGCGAGGAGAUGCAAUGGUAGAAGAUGAGGAAGAGUGUAUGGAAAGGGAGGAGGAUGAGAUGGCUGACAUUUGGGAAGAGGAAGAUGAUGAGGAGGAGGAGGGUGAGGAAGAUGACUUUCGUGUGCUGGUUGGUUCAGAGGAGCAAAGGAGAUGGCGGGAUAGAGGAGAAGGAGGAGGAGUAGAAGGAGGAGGAGGGGGAGAAAAGGAAUGGUUGGGGAGUGCGAGCAUGCACUUUGAUAGGGAUGCGGGUACCUCACAUGCUGCUGACGUGGCGCAUGGUGUGUGGUUCCGUAUUUCCACGCGUGCCCUGCCAGAACACGUGGCAAGGCUGCUGGGCUGUCUGCCCACUCAGCCAAUUGCACGUGCUGGUGUGGCAGGAGAUGCGCGUGGCAGUACAGAUCCACAUGCACACCCAUCUGGCAAAACACCUGACGAAACACCUGAGGAAGGUGGUGUUUUUGAUUCAAAGGGGGCAGCUGGAGUGCUAAACCUGGAUGUGACAGCAGCGGUGGCUCUGGUAUCAGAGCUUUCACAUGGGGGCGCACAGCGAAUCGCAGGAUUGGCAGAACCAGACCUGCGGGCGAGGUUUGGAAACACAUGGCAAUUUAUGAGAGAUCAGGCACAGGCCGAGUUGGCCCAGCCUCAGCUGCAGCUUUUGCAGGAAUGUCUCGUCAACAAGGACUUGAUCAUGUGUGAAACGGCUUAUAAAGAGUUCUCUUCCAUCGUGGAUGUCAUUGCUGGACCCAGGGAGAAGCAGAGAGCUGCUGCUCUGUUUUCAGCGCAUGUCAGAGUGGUGCCGGAUCAGCCCUCCUCUCGACUGCUCUCCCUGCCCUCCACUGCACGAAUCAAGCAGCGCCACGUCAUCAUCUUCGGGACGGCCGACAUCUGGAGCUGCGCAACACUGUCUGCCAGCUCAGCAUUUGUUCGGGCGGCUCGCCAUGCUGGUGCAUUGGUGAGAGUGGUUGAGCACCGCCCGUGUGCGUUGAUGGGGGAGUGA